Molecule: messenger RNA, 1846 nt
Organism: Cuscuta epithymum
Lineage: Eukaryota; Viridiplantae; Streptophyta; Magnoliopsida; Solanales; Convolvulaceae
Source: the annotation of a GenBank genome assembly
CGCCUCCAAAGGAGAAACCUUCCCAGGCCAAGGUUUGGCCAUACCUGGCUAUGAAGUUCCCAUCCUCAUCACAUAAGCACCAUCCCAAACCGCAACGCUCUGGCCAAACUGCACAUAAUCAAUGAAUUUUUAUGGUUGAUUAUGUGGGCAACGGUUUAUCCGUUUUAUUUUUAUUUUUCUAUUCACAACAGGCCCGUCGACGCCAAACGGGAGCAGGUUGCUCUGCAGCAGAAGUCUUUACCGUUCUCUCCAUCUGCGCCGGGGACCAACCCAAAACAAAGGAUUUUGCUCUAUACAUGAUAUCUUUUGCAGGUGAGGAAAUGUUCUGCCACAACCUUCUAUUUCUUUCGCACCAUAAGGCUCAACACCCCCCAAAUCAGAUUUUCCAAAUCUUCCCUUCUUCUUGUUUGAAAUUCAUGUUUAAGUUGCUCCAGAAAGUGAUUACCUCCAUAGCCGGCCCAACUCCAGGAGACUGACCUCCACGCUUCUUGAGCAAUGGAACAUGAUCGGAAAAUAUGGAAUAAUGAUUCCCCAUCCUCACCGCAUAAUCCACAGCUCGCUCAGCAAUUCACCCGCCGAGACAUUAGCAUUUCCUUGGUUGGUAAGCAUCUGCUACAAACCUGCCAAAAAAAAGAUUUUAAUUGUAGGAGGAAGUCUCCAAUUCCACAUACCAGUUCAUCCCGUCCAAACGUCGGAAUUAAGCUCCCCAAUUAGACGCCUGUAGCAGGCUAGCUGCUCCUGACCGAAAAGGCGAAAACCUGGGGGGAUACUUCGGACUAGAGCAGCAUCCCGGCCCGUAAAAAUGUCAUCGAGAAUGUCCUCGUCCCAAGCCUUGCCAGUAUCGUCCAUGAGAUUUCUCACCACAGCCUGCUGCAAGCCUUCCCCCGCCAUCGUGCUAACCCUGCGGAUUUAUUGGGUCCUUAAAAAAAGUUAAACUUACAGUCUAAUCAAUGGAUAAUGUUGCAGAUCUUAAUUAUCUAAUCAAGAUUGGGGUGUUCAUAAACAUCAAGAUGGAGAAUUUAUCAUUCAAGUAUGAAGUAAUAUUUCACCAACCAAUAUUCAUUUGAGUUGUCUCUGGAUAUAGUAUUCUAUGACAUCAAAUUUCAUUGGAUUUUGCUUUCUCAUGUUUUUUUACAUCAGUAAGGUUGUAAGGGUAACUAACCAGAAAAGUUGCAGCGCAGAAAUUGAUUAAAUGUAUAUCCUAUUUACGAAAAGUUUGCCAAAACAGAAUCACAAACAAGUUUAGUGUGAUAAAUUUAGGUAAACUAAAAUAAUCUAAAAUGCAAGUACCAGUUAUGACUUAUAACAAUUGUACUUUGCCAUGACAACAUUCAUUUUCAUUUACCCCGGUGCCGCAAAGGCUCUCACCUACGGUGGGGUAAGGGGGGGUCAGAUGUACGCAGUCUUACCCCUGUACUAAAGCACAAAGAAACUGUUUCCGGAUGACCCAUAGUGAAAAUCGCGUCCAAAAUUGCCAUGUAUCUUGGUCAAAAAAUGACUCUUUCUAUGGGGUUGAGACUGAGGAGGUAAUAUAUUUCCAAUUAUAUAGUGGAAGCAUUGUUUUGAUUAACGUUGGGAUUUGUUUUGUUUAUUCAUAGUAAAGCUAGUAUCUAGUAUAACUCCCAAAAGUGAUAUUUUUUAGUUGAUGAUAUGAAAUCUUAUAUUGCCUAUUCAUAUCCCUGCUGUAUCCUUUCAAUACCUAUGCUUCUAAUGCUAUUAUAUGUUGCUGUUAUAAUCAUCAACAAGGCAAGCCGUUUUAUGCUCACGUGAUUUUCUUGCUACUGCUGACGCAUUUCAGCAACGUUCGGUGUUGGUUACAAGAGCCAUUUGAUGUUCAUUUGGAAAU